AUGAGCCCCCCUGCUCCUUUCUCCGCGGUCAUCGUCGCCCACGCGCGCGCCCGCGAUGAGUACGCGCCCAGCGCGCCCUCUGCGUCGUGCUCCCGCGACCGAGUCGCCCUCGCCGGCCUCGCACGCCGUCCGUUCCACCCAGCUUCCGCGCCUCCCCUGCUCGCUGGAACCGUCCCGCGUCUCGAGCUCCCCCGCCUGCAUGCUGCUUCUUCCGCGCGCGUCCGCGGCCACCGCUACCUCCCCGCUGCUCCCUCGCGCCACCACUGCCUGUCGCCCCCUGCGCCGCUUGCGCUCUCGCACGCCUCGUCCAUGCCGCGGCCCCGCCCCCUCGCCCCCGCACGCGCCCAUGGCCGCGCGUGGCCGCCGCUGCCCGUCCCCUGCCGCGGCUCUGCUCCGGCCAAGCCGCCGCACGCCGUCACUGGCCCCCCGCCUCCGCAGCCCCAGCGCUCGGCUUCUCCUGCCGUGGUCCCUGCUCGACGCCUUGCUGCCACCGCGCUCGGCCAUUGCGACCGGCCGGCCACGCCCACGACGGCGCCCCCUGGCCGGAGCGCCGCCCCGAUGCCUCCCCGUCUUCACCUGCUGCUGAGCCGUACCGGCUCCGCCCCGUGCUUCCGCGGCUCGCCCCCCCUCUCUUGCGCCAGCCCCUGCUCCGCCGCCGACCCCCUGUGCUGUCACCGCCCGCUCGCGAGCGUGCACCCCGGCUCGCCGUGCCUUCCCCCCGUUGGUCGUGCCUGA
Molecule: messenger RNA, 735 nt
Organism: Aegilops tauschii subsp. strangulata
Lineage: Eukaryota; Viridiplantae; Streptophyta; Magnoliopsida; Poales; Poaceae
Source: RefSeq, a predicted model, not a curated record